This is a messenger RNA of Schistosoma haematobium, 6327 nucleotides long. RefSeq lists its product as uncharacterized. Bases 628 to 3711 code for a protein of 1027 amino acids. The transcript is spliced from 10 exons. NCBI's taxonomy places the organism in Eukaryota, Metazoa, Platyhelminthes, Trematoda, Strigeidida, Schistosomatidae. Gene Ontology annotation, cellular component: nucleus. The record is from RefSeq and is a predicted model, not a curated record.
UCUUCUGACCUUUGUACUGAUUGUGAAAACGGGUUAAAUACGUUGUGUUCAGUGAAAUUUUACAUUUACUGAAACAUACAAACCGACUCACAUAGCAUUCUGAACGUCCAACAAAUGCUUUCUUUUUGUCAUCCAAGUUAGUAGAACGAGUUGACUUAACUGACUAUCUAGAGGGAGAGAAGCAUGUUAUAUUAAGUCGUGUUGUGAUCAGAUCAUGAUUUUCGAGUGAAAGCUUCUAAUCAGGUGUACACACAAAAAGUGAUAAGAGCAUAAACUUCGAAUGCUAUAGUCCACCUCAGUGGUAAGAAUCGUAGUUCGGUUGGCCUGUGGUAAUUCUUUCAGUAUGUUUUCAAGUGAAUACUCAGGCUCAUAAAACUAUCUAUUUUUAUGAAGUUUCGUGACCUGGUUUCUAUACUUUAGUGAUCCAACAGUCAUUGUGUAGUAAAGCGAAUGUUCAAAGAAUGAGUAUUAACUUCAACACCUAUUUUCAAUUUACAGUUUGUCAACAGAAAUAAAAUUCUUGCAGUUUUUUUAUUAAAAAAGACGAAUAAAGUGUGUUUAUGCAAUUAAAAAGAAUGACAAGUUACUUUAUUUGCAUAACCUUCAGGUUAGUCAAGGUAUUCCUGUAUGGCGGUCUCUGUUGGCUACUGUCCAAAACGUAAGAUGCUUGAUGCUGAUUCUUUGUUUGAGAGGCUGCUCCGUGAGGCUGCCAAUUUAGUUCCAAAGAUGAGUACUCCAAAACUAACUUACGCUCUAAAAGUGACGUCCUCACUUCAACAAAAAAUAACAGAUACAGUUGCAUCAAGGCUACCACAAGAAAAGUCUACGGAACAGCCUGGAGAUUCCAAUCGACAACAGAUUCAUUUGGAUUCGAUGUUAUCUCAAGGAGGAUUUCCGGAAGCCACACUUAUUACCUCUGACUCUGACCAGAUUCGUCGUGCUGCUCUAAAUCAAUUGGAUGGGAAUUAUGGAGGAUUCACUAUUUUUCCUCAACUUAAUCAUAUAGCGAAUAAUGCCAAGGAUGUAAAUGACAGUGCGACACCAUCUGAAAUAUCAUCUAUUACUUACCCAGCCGGUACUUUAUUUUCACCUAUGAAUACAAUGACCGCUGUAAUGUCAACUGGAACUGGAAUGGGUGGCUGUAGUGCGUUAUUGGUUCCUCUUGUAGCUGGUAGUCAUGGGACAACUUUAUUACCAUCUAAUAUGACUCCUGUUUCAUCUCAUCUCUCUGUUGUUGCUGAUCAUUCUGUUUUGAUGAAUACAAAUACUACACCUUUAACAAGCAGUUCAAUUAACUUUGUCCCUUCCAGUGGUUCUAAUUCCGUCACAAACUCUACCAUAGUUCAUAACACUCCCGGUUCAAAAUCAAAUAUUAAGAUUCCAACAUCCAAUUCCGAAUUGAAUGGGCGAUUAAGGAAUUCUAAAGAUUCAGUUGAAAUGAAACCAGAACCACUUGAUUGUUUCGGACGAGUUACCACUGGUGCAGCAGAAGAUCUUUUAACUUCUGGAUCUCAAAAUGAAAUAAAUGCUGUAGGUUUUCCGCAAUUAACUUCAAUCGCACCUUUCGCAAUACCUUCCACUUCCAUGACAAUGAGUACUUCAGUGUCUACUUCACCAGUUCAAGUUACACGAGUUAGUGGAGGAAUCAUAACAUCUAAUUCAACUGAUGGUAACAAUCCAGUACCUACUGAAACUAUUAUAAGUUCAAAUUCUAAGGCGUCUACGGGUUCUGGACCCUAUCGUUGUCGGGAGUGUGAUAAAGAAUUUCGAAUAUUACGUUAUUUAGAGAAGCAUAGACGUAUUCAUACGGGCGAAAAACCGUAUCAGUGUUGCUACUGUGGUCGUCAAUUCAACGACUGGCCAAAUAUGAAUAGGCAUAAACGGAUUCACACGGGGGAAAGGCCUUACCGAUGCACGGUAUGCACCAAGACGUUUUCACAACCAGCUGUUUACAAUGAACAUGUGAAGCGACAUACUGGUGAACGUCCUUAUAUUUGUACAGUUUGCGCCAAAGGAUUCCCUCGAGCAGCUCGUCUGGCCGUUCAUAUGCGCGUUCAUACAGGUGAACGUCCUUAUCCAUGUACGUCUUGUGAUAGGAGAUUUAGUCAACCACAUCAUCUUGCUGCCCACCUUCGUGUUCAUAGUGGUGAUCGGCCAUACUCUUGUCCAAAAUGUGAUGUCAGUUUUGCAUGUAUUUCUAAUCUGAGACGCCAUCGGAAGCAAGUUCAUCCAACGAGUCCUGUUCCAAAUGAUAAUGCAGACGGCAGUGAUGUAAAGAGUGGAAAUGAAGAGAAAAAGCCAUCACUCCAAAUUAUUACGUCUACUGUUUCAGAUAACAAUAAUAAUAACUCUUCUUCCGUUAUGACUAUGGAAACACCAUCCUAUAUUGCUUCGUCAUCGAAUUUAACUUCUGAUGCUCCUGUUGCGAUCGCUGCCGCAAUGUCAGGGACUGUGUUAACAGCAACUGGUGCUCUAGUUCCUGCUAAUUUCUUGCCUGCAUCGUCAGUACCUGGACUAAUUCUUACAUCAGGUGCUCCUGGUGCUUUAAUAGCUGCGCCAGCUCAUUUAACUGAACCACAUUCUCAUCUUCAUCCUACCAUUAUUGCACAUAAUUCAGGUGAGGGAAAUACAUCUCUACUAACAACAUCUAUUUCUGGUGGUCUUUGUUCCGUUACUCAACCUUCGGCAUCUCUUGCAAAUUCAUCAACUGCUUUAAGUGUUCAAUCAGAAGCACUUUUAAAAGCUAGUUCUUCUCCUACAAUGUCUUUUAUGUUUCCAACUGUCCUCACUUCAACUCCUCAUCAUGGUGAUGCACUCAGACAAACUUCAGUUGCUUUUCUUACACCAACAGGUGAAUUAGAUCGAUCAUGUACUGCUACUUUAGCUACUGCUGGACCUGAUGGUGGAUUUAUAUUGAAUUCUGUUGGUGGAGAUACUGUCUAUUUAGAACCGUUGGAUCCUCGACUCACUCUAGAACCCGGGCAACAGUUUACUCUAACUUCUAUUCCCACUUCUCAUCCACAGGGAACAAUUAUUAAUCCACAUCACUCAGCUGCACAUUUAGUGGGUCAUCAGGUCCAUUUACAGUCGGGACAGGCAACACAUAUUGCUUUUGCAACUAAUAUACCAACUCAUGGCCAUCAGGCUUCACAACUGUUAACCUCUGGUUCAACUAUAUUUCCUAAUACAGCACCCAAUCAGGCAGCAAUUCACAGUGGUCAUUCUUCUGCAACAGUUAUUUUUCCUCCUCCUGUUUCUGUCCCUCACUCCAGUUUAUCUAGUCAACAACAAUCGGUACUUCAAUCGUCUACGGAGGUUACAGCUCCUUCUCAGUUGUUACAUUAUCAUAGGCCAAUUAACACUACAGGUGUUUUACCAGGUCGUCCUUCAUCUACACCUACUCAACAGCAAACAGCAAUGCUUGUACCUAUAGUACAUACACCACCGGUUAAUGUAACAUCCAGUCUACCAAACUCAACAUCUAAUACAAAUGAGUCAGUUAACUCAACUCCUCUAACAACAACAUGGCCUGUUAGUGGUACGUUUUUAACAUUCGCUUCCUCACAUCUCUGUCCUGUUGCUUCGUCCACUGUUAUGGAAGAUCAUACAGAUUCAUGUGCCCUUACCAAUUCUCGUCCUUCUUCUGUUCUGUCAAACUCCUCUUCUCUGGGUGCUAUCACUGCUGUCUCAGUACCAGAAACAAGUUUAUAGUUAUUAUUUUUUUGUUUCUCAUUCCGUUUAAUGACAUUAUUUACGUGUUCUUAAUCCAGUUCUUUGUGUUAUGUAUGUUUAUUCACAUUAAAAUUAAUUGUGUUAUCCGACUUUAAUACUUUUAUACCAUUCUUAUAAAGUAAAUAACAGCAGUAGAGGUACUUUCUAUUGAACAGCAUGUCUACUGGUGACCUCCCUUCUUGUACUUACUACUAUUUAUUAUUUCAUACUCGUCUUUUUUUUCAACGAUAACUUGAUAUUUGAUUUCGGUAUUUUCAUCAUCAUGGUAUGUGUGAGUGUACAAAUUAGUUUUGUUACGUCGUGUAUGUGUGUGUUCAAUGUUUAGUCAUUGUUAUUUGCUUUUAUAUUUUCCUAAUUAGCUAGUCUGAUGUAAUAUCAAAUUCUUCUUCUUACUAUAUCUAUUUGAAUAAAAGAGCAAACAUUUUAUAGUUACUAGCUGUGUUGACUUUAUUUUACACCUUCUACUUUGUUGUCAUGACCAUUUUUUUCGUAAAUAGGAAACAAAACAAAACUCAAUGAAACAUUUACUAAUGUGACCGUCAAAUUCAUCUUUAUUACACCAACACUACAUGCGUUCUUAUCACUCAAUGAUUAGUAUUGUCGUUCUGAGUAGUAUGAUUUUAAUUACUAAUUGUUUCUUUUCUGGUUGUUGUUGUUGUUGUUGCUGAUGAUGGUGUGUGCAUAUAUGCUCACAUAUAAGCGUUUCUCUGUUUACAUGUUUAUGUAUACAUCAUAUAAACUAAAUUCAACCUUGAUGAAUGUAGAUAAAAGGAAACAUUUUGCUUUUCCCCCCUACAUUAUUUCAUCGUUAAUCCAUAUUGUGUAUUAUAUAAAAAUAAACUAAUAUACUUUUUUUUUCUCAUUUUAUUUCAUUAAUUUAAAAGAAAAUUUCGUUUGUUUGUUUUUUUUCUUUAUUUUUCAUGUGUUUAUUUUGGUUUGGUUUGGUUUGGUUUUUCUUUCACAAUUUUCUUAUUUCGCCGUACAAUUGACAUUUCAAUAAGUGUUAUUUUCUUUUCCCAUUUCUUUCUUUUCUACUUUUCUUUUACACUUUAUCACCUUUUUUUUUCUCUCUCUCGCUUUCUCUCUCUAUAUCGCAUAACUUUUGUAAUCUGCACUAACCAUAAAUAUAUACAAAUUUGCACAUACAUGUGUGUACACACAGUGGCUUUGUUGUUAUGCCCUCUGAACACACAUGUUUAUGUACAGAUUGGUUUUUUCUCUCUGGUUUUGUUAAUUUAUUUUUCAUUUAAAUAAUUUAAUUCAUUCUAUUAAUAUGAAGAAAUACAACUUUGACCUCUACUCCUAAAAUAUUAUUAUUACUGAUAUUAUAAUUAUUAUCAUAACAUUACUAUUAUUAUCAUCAUCAUCAAUGUUAGUAACAACCAACUCGACCAUCUUCAUUGAGUACAUUUAUACAAUAACAGUAAUAAUGAUAACAACAUUAAUCCAAACAAAUGAAGAAUCUAACGAAUGUUAUUUUAUAUAUCUUUUUUUUUCCCUACUGUUGAUAUAUGUCUGUCCUUUGAGUGUAUAUGUGUAGGUUUACCUACCUACUAAUACUACCAGUAAUUACUCUGUGUAUUAAUUAAUUAAUUAUUUGUAUUUAAUUUCCUUAAUAUAUUGUAAUGAGAAAUGUGAAUUAUGUUGAAACAUAUAUUGAUGUUCCGUGUACUGACAAUCAUCAUGACUUGAAAUCAGAGUAAAAGUAGUAUUUAAAAAAAAACCUACUUUAGCUGAUCUAGUGCAAUACAUGUCCAAGGUUAUAGCCAACUGUCAUCUGAAUUGAUAAUUUCAAGUAGUGUUCGUCAUGGUUGUUAGCCUUCUCUAGUUUUAUUUAACUUUUUCAUGGACAUGCUUUUAGAUAUAACACCCACCGUUUGAUAUUUCAAAUAUUGUUCUAUCAGCAGAUUCGCAUGUUGACUUGGAAUACAUAGACGAUAUAGUUCUGUUUAGUGAAGACUCUGACAUAAUCCAGUCUUCAAACCACAAUAAGAAACAAUGCAAGCAUGUUUAGAAUGUGAUGCUAGAGGACCAGUUUAGUACACAGCAGUUCUCUCCAUCCUACUUUAUGGAUGUGAGACGUGGCCAUUAAGAAUAAAGGAUAUUCGUAGGUUACUACUAGUCGAUUAUGUGUCUUCGAAACAUUACUCGUGUAUACUGGAACCUUCAAGUAAGCAAUGACUGGGUUAGGAAUAUGGUACUAGGUAAAAAUGGCAAAUCAAUUGAUGAGGUGGUAGAUCUUCGUCAACUGAGGUGGUUGGGGUAUGUGUUGUGUACACCUAAUCACCACCUACCUCGAUGGGCGAUGCUUUUAUGUGUGGAUUUAGAUCGUAAGAAAGCUAGCAGCAGCCUAAAUAAAACAUGGCAUCAGUCCACAAAAUUAUUGACAAUUGAACUGAGCUAUGUUAAUAGGUACAGAUUACCUGGUUGGGUCCACGUGAUUACCGUGACCGGUGAUUAGAGACUGGAUGACAACUGAAAACCGUUUUCAAUGGUGCAGGUGCAUCAAUUUUUUGUCUUCUUCCAAAUCCUGAGAUUCUAAGUUCCCCAUACCUUUUUUCUUCUACAUUUCACAAGUUUAUAUUUACGUUUCGA